Triticum aestivum (bread wheat) is the source of this 1899-nucleotide messenger RNA. RefSeq lists its product as uncharacterized. The record is from RefSeq and is a predicted model, not a curated record. The coding region runs from base 269 to 1354 and encodes 361 amino acids. Lineage: Eukaryota; Viridiplantae; Streptophyta; Magnoliopsida; Poales; Poaceae. The transcript has 5 exons.
CUGUGACUGAACUGAGGUUCGGGGUCCCGCGCCUCGAUCGCGUUGCGGGUUUUGACGCGACGGACAGCCAAGAGAGGCCCCGACGGUCGGACCAUGGAGCGGCAGCCGGAGCAGCGCCCACCGGAAGCCCAGAUCGACGAUGGAUCGGCUGCUUCACUGGCUAUAGCCUAUAGGAAAGGGAUCGCUCUGCCAACAAGAGGAUACUUCUCGUGAUGAAUAUUCAGGGCCAGAGCUUCCAGAGGACAUUUGGUGUCAUAUACAUUCCCUAAUGACGCUCCGAGAUGCUGCUCAUGCUGCCUGUUUGUCUCAUGCUUUUCUACGUUCCUGGAGAUGCCAUCCCAAUCUCAUAUUUGAUCAUGGAAUACUAUUCCAGUUGAGACAUGUCCUCGCCAGCACAGUGAAUCACAUUUUUGAAAAUCGCUCGGGCAUUGGUGUGAAGACACUCAAACUAGAUUUCUCCUGUUACCACGAGCCCAAGGCCUAUUCAUAUCUCCAUAGGUGGCUUCGGAUAGCUGUUACACCAGGCACUGAAAAACUUGUCGUUCUGUCUGCGAGUGAUGUAGCAUUCAACUUCCCAUGGUCAAUCCUAUCUGAUGGGAACGGAAGCACGAUCCGGCAUCUUCACCUUGUUGACUGUGGCUUCCAUCCUACAGUCAGUCUUGUUUGCAUGAGGAGCCUGACAGUGUUGCAUUUCGAUCGUGUGGCAGUUACGGGGGACGAGUUAGGGUACCUUUUCUCCAGCUGUGUUGCUUUGGAGCAGUUGAAACUCAGGAGAUGCUCCAAGAUAACUUGCUUGAAGAUACCUUUCGAGAUGCAGCGGCUCAGCUACCUGCAGGUGUCGGUAUGCCACAAACUGCGAAUGAUAAAGAAUGAAGCUCCAAAUAUUUGUAGUUUUGACUUUUUAGGUGACCGUAUAGAGAUCUCACUCGGAGAUUCACUGCGACUGAAGAACCUAGAUGUGCUGUGUAACAACGUCCUCCGUAAUGCACGUGAAGAGUUCCCAUCCAGUGCGCCGAAUCUUGAAACUCUUAGCAUAUUUUCACGUCACGAGGUAGCCAAUACAGCCAUGGCGUUCGCGCCUAGCAAGUUCCUCCACCUGAAGCACUUGAGUAUUUCUAUUGCAGUGGCCUACGAUUAUUUGUCUCUGGUUUAUUUUCUUGAUGCUGCUCCGUCCUUGGAGACGUUCAAACUGCAUGUACUGAUAGGGUUGCGACCCGCCGAUGAACUGCGUUUGGAAGAUCCCUCACAUCUUCGGCAGAUUCCAGGAUACCGACAUGACAAGCUUCGGAGUGUGAAGAUCUCUACGUUCUACUCUUCAAAGGGGAUGGUUGAGCUGGUGUCCCACGGAUUGUAGUUUCAGGUGUUCUGGCGACGGAUCUACCAGAUGCUCCGGCUUGGUUAGACCCUGGGAAGCCGAUAAAGCAGUCUUGGCAAUCGAAAAAUACAUCAAGGGGAAAGUUCCCUCCACGGUCAAGCUAGAUGUUGGGGAGCCCUGCAACCGGUGUCAUGUCAUUCUGCUAGAUGGCGGCGGAUGGAUCAGAGCUUAGUCUCUUACCCACAUAAACGUGGAGGAAAGACAACAUUCAGAUCCAAACACAUCUUGAGAGCGUUACUAAUGCUAGCUGGUGUUUGACUGUCAGCAGUGGGUAUAGAUCUUGUUUUUCAAGUUGGAAUGGUGAGGGAGUGGCAUGUUGUUUCCUUAUAGUUUUCCACUCCGGCCCGUCACUUUUUACUUGUACUGUUGUACAUCGACCACCCAUUUCAAGUUGCUCGAUGUACAAGUAAAAAGUGGCGGGUGUUUGAUAGCGGUUACUUGCUCAUUGUUUCAUCUUGACAAACAAAAUCUAUAUCAUCUCGAUGUGGACCUAAUAUGCAUCUAAUUGCUCGUGUGAGACAGAG